CACUACACUAUGAACCACAUUGACCGCCAGGUUUGAAGUCUCCCCACAUCAGAUUUUUUUUUAUAAAUACUUAGUUGUAUAUAUGAAAAUAAAUAUUUGGUUUGUAAAAACCUCUAGGGGAAUGGAAAAAUGUAUGAAAAUCAAAAAAUAAAAAGUAUAAUUUUUAGUUAAAAAUAUCCGCCAUUUUCAACAAAAUAGCUAUAAUUUGAUAAUCAAAUACCGGCAUUUUUUGAUGUUAGAGCACAACGACUUGAAUUUUAUUAAAUGGCGGUCAACAAUUUAUGUGCUGUUUGUUUUAAAAUCUUUGGUAAAAAGUCAGCAAAGCUUCAUAAAAUAUCUAAAGCAAUCGAAGAAAAAAUAAAAACUUUUAUUUGGGAUAGCUAUGAUCAAAAUUUAGUAAACCAUUCUAAAGUUAUUUGUAGCAAUUGUUAUAAAAACCUUUAUUGUUUGGAAAAAAACGAUACAAAAUACCUUGAUAAGUGGCUAAAGCAAAUUUCCCAGAUAAACCGUCAAGAUAUCAGAAGAACUUCUGAUGUUUCAGAAAUAUCAAAAGAUAUUAAUAUUAUUACUUCUGAGUUAAAUGAAGAUAAAAAUGAAAGAAUGUGCUUAAAAUGUUCUGGAGUAGUUAAGUCAGGCAUUAUUCAUCUUUGUAGUGAUGUUCAAGCUGUGAAAAAUUUAGUUAAUGCAGCAUAUGCAUUGGGAUCAGCAAGUGCAGAACGUGUCGCUUCAAGUAUUUUAAAAACAAAAAUGGAAAAGGAAAAUAUUUGUAGAGGUGAAAAGUUCACAAUUGCUACUCAUGGGAAACCAUUGACUAUUGUUGCCGGAACUACAGACAAUAAAUGUGACCGUGUUAAUUUUAGUCAAGUAUCUUUUGGAACAAUCAUUGAGCUUAUAAAAUGUUUAGAACUAUCUCAGUGUAAAACCAAAAAAAUGUGUUCUAUAUUUAGAAAAAGUCUUUGCUUUCAAAGUAGCAUUGAAGGAAAUAUUGUUAAAAAAUUAGAGGCUUUAAAAGCAAAAAUAAAUGAAUAUUUUUCAUGUAAAGAAGAAGAAUUUUUUGAAGCUGGCGAUAUAGUAAAUAAAUCGAUGGUUUAUAUUAAAGAUAUUGAUGAAUUUAUACAUGAUAUAAUCACUGAAAGGAAUAUUGAACCUCUUUCUACAAUUGUAAGAGUUGCUGUGGAUUCUGGUCAAGGUUUUUUAAAGGUCACUAUGAAUGUUUUUAAUCCGCAUGAUAAAACUAGCAACCAACCUGACCUUGAUGAUGCUGGAGUUAAGCGUUGUUUUAUUGUUGCUAUUGUAGAAGGAGUGUCUGAACACAAUGGAAAUCUUAGAAAAUUAGUUGAUACUCUUAAUCUUCAAAAUAUUAAGUAUUCUGUUGCAUUUGAUUUAAAGUGUGCAAACUCAAUGUUUGGCAUUACAAGCCAUGCUGGAAAAUAUAGUUGUUUGUGGUGUGAAGGAGAGAGUCUUUUGGAUGGUGGAGAAAAACGAACUCUCGGUUCCCUCGAUUAUCAUUACAGUAAAUACACAGAAGCUGGAAAACCAAAAUCAAAGAUGGCUGAUUAUAAAAAUGUUAUUAAUCCAAGAUUAUUAUAUCUUGAAGAGGAUCCAGACAAUUGAAAAUUUAGUUCCAGUACCUGAGUUGCACACAUUAAUCGGAAUAGUUUCAACAUUUGGAAAACUAUUAUCAAAACUAUGGCCUGGCUUUGAAAAGUGGUUAAACUCAAAUUACAUAUUUUUCAGAGGUUACCAUGGCGUUGGAUUUGAUGGCAACAAUGCCAACAGACUUUUAGAUAAGUUAGAUGUUCUUUCUCGUGAUAUUGCUGAUCAAGGAAAGCUUGAUUUACUACCAGUAAUUGAAUGUUUAAGAAAGUUUCAAGCAAUGAAGCAAGCAACCUUUGGAGAAAAAAUUAUUGGUGAUAUUGAAUCUGUUGUUUUUGAAUUCAAGAUGUCUUAUGCUAAUUUAAUGGAAUAUAUUAAUACUUACUUUGAAAACAUUUCUUUGAAUAUACCGUGGAAAGUUCAUAUUGCAGUUAACCAUAUUGUACCAUUUCUAAAAAGUACCAAUACUGAUAAUGGACUUGGAAUUUAUUCUGAACAAGCAGGUGAAUCUGUUCAUCAUGAGUUUAAAAAGACAUGGAUUAGAUAUAAAAGACGACAAAGCCACCCAGACUAUGCUAAACGAUUAAAGUCAAGUAUUGUGGAAUUUUCAACAUUUAAUAAAUAGUUAACAAGUUCACUUUUCAAUUUAAUAUAUUGUUGAUCCACAACUAAGUCAAAAUUAUUUCCAAAGUAUUUUAAUAGCAUGAAAGAUACUUUUAAUUGAGUGUUGAUAAAAUAUAAUGCUAUUUUUGCAUUUCAAAGCUUAGUCAAGAUAUUUUUCACAUUAAAUGCAUUUUGUUGUUGUUGUUUUUAUACCUACAUUCUUUUCCUAUGUAAUCUGUUAUAGAAAUGUUUUAACACUUUUUUAAUGCCUCUAUAUAGGGGAGUAAACAAGUGCAGAAUAAAAAUUAGGUUUCUUCAUGAAAUUAUGUAAAAUAUAUGAACUUCAAUAGAGUUAGCGAUGUACCGCCCCUCCCCUUUGUAUCUAAAGUUUAGAUGUGUAAAAAAUUUAUUCUAGCCAUUCCUAUGGAGGUUCUUAAUACCUUUACUUAAUUUAUAUACUAUGUUACUUCUUAAUAAGAAAAAAAAAUUGGAUGUGGGGAGACUUCAAACCUGGCGGUUAUUGUGGUUCACAGUGA
This is a messenger RNA of Hydra vulgaris (swiftwater hydra), 2735 nucleotides long. RefSeq lists its product as uncharacterized. The record is from RefSeq and is a predicted model, not a curated record. Lineage: Eukaryota; Metazoa; Cnidaria; Hydrozoa; Anthoathecata; Hydridae.